AUGAACUUCUUAUUUUCAAAUUUAACCUGGGAUCUCGUGACGAUCCUGUCGGUUCUGAUGAUUGUGACCGGAUUGAUCGUCUGCGCCGUCCUUCUCUCUGGGCAGAAAGCCUCAUAUGGACGCUACACAGAGCAAAGCACGGUUAGUUUAAACAAAUUUGGACUUGUUGGAUGUGAAAAUUGCAAUAAUUGAGUUUCCAACUCGGGGAAGUUGUUUAGCCCGCUGAACUUUUAAUGAAAUUCCGCUGAAACAUACUUUGAAACCUCUUGAUUCCAGUACAAAAACAGUUCCUUGCAAUGAAUUCUGUUUUUAAACUAAGACGCAAAUGACGGUUUUUUAAUCAUAAAUUGCGUAUUUUGCAAACAUUGAAUCUCCAUGAAUCGGAAAAAGAUGUGGCGCAAAAAAUUGUUUUUGGUCUGUAAUGUAAACGUUUUAAAGUACAUUUCAGCAAGUUUCGAGUUCAAGAAGGGGGGGGGACCAAAAAACGUUCCCUAGUCAGCUCAAAAUUUCGCGCACUUCGCACCUGUUUUUUUCAGAAAGAUAGGAUUUUCCCCUUUCAAACAUAGUUUAUUUCAGUUGAUGGUUCCCGCAACGGUUUCAUGGGUCGUCCAAGAAGGCCCAUCGUUCUUUAUCCCGUUGUACUUUCUGAUUUAUCACACGCAGAACACCUAUGGCGCUCUUCUCCUUGCUCUUUUCUUGGUUCACUACGCCAAUCGGUGACUUUACAAUCUUUUCUAUGUUUUUGAGCUAAUCAAAGUUUUAUUCUAAAUGAAAAAUCUAUUGCAGAACCUUCAUCUACCCGUUCAAACUGCGAACCAAAAACGGAACGCCUUGGUACAUUUCCUUGAGCGCAAUUGCCUUCUGCUGCUGGAACGGCUACAUCCAAGGCGCCUGGAACUCCCAAUUCCAGCCGUCUUACACUGAAGUCACUGUCCCUUGGUUCUUCCUUUCUCUUCUCGGUGAGGACUUUUUUCUGGAUUUUUGAAUUGAAGCACUUUGCUUUCUGAACGAAAUGCGUAGGGUAAUAAAUAAGGUUUUUGUUAUAAAUAUGUAAAUUCACCUUCUAAAGAAACUUGACUAGUUUCCGUUAGAUGUCCCUAAUUCCCCUCAAGUAAACUUUGAAAAAAAGUUUUUCUAGGUGCUCCAUGAUCAAAAAUUUUUGAUAUAUAUUAGUACCAAGCUUAGUACUUUUUUUUUUUUUUUGAAUAAUUUCAAUGGGAAAAGAAACCUUGAAUCAAGGUUCAGCGUCUAAAUCAAGUUUUACACGUAUUUUUUUCGAUUACUUUGCGAAAUAAGUCCAAUUACCUUCAUUCAGUACACAGUGAAAUUUAAAUUCAGAUAAAGGCUAUGAUUUUCAUUUUAAAACAUUUUCAGGCAUCCUCAUCUUCUUCAAAGGAAUGCACAUGAACAUCCAAGCCGACAAUAUCUUGCUGAACUUGAGAGAGCCUGGAGAAACCGGCUACAAAAUUCCUCGUGGUGAGAAAAUUUUAAUGAUAGGAUGCAAUUUUAUCAACCGGUUACAGGUGGAAUGUUCGAGUAUGUUUCUGGAGCCAACUACCUUGGCGAGAUCGUGGAAUGGACUGGUUAUGCCUUGGCCGCUCAGAGCCUUCCAGCCGUCGCUUUUGCCAUCUUCACCAUUUGCAACAUCGGCCCCAGAGCGAUUCAUCAUCACCAGUGAGUUACAAUUCUCCUUUUUAUUAUUACGAACCAAAAAAAGCACAAAAAAAUUGAAAUUUUUUUCAGGUGGUAUCUCAACAAGUUCAAGGGCGAAUAUCCGACGGAACGCAAAGCCUUGAUUCCUUUCAUUUUGUAA
Messenger RNA from Caenorhabditis auriculariae, 1813 nucleotides. NCBI's taxonomy places the organism in Eukaryota, Metazoa, Nematoda, Chromadorea, Rhabditida, Rhabditidae. The record is from the annotation of a GenBank genome assembly.